Dentiscutata heterogama is the source of this 120-nucleotide messenger RNA. NCBI's taxonomy places the organism in Eukaryota, Fungi, Glomeromycota, Glomeromycetes, Diversisporales, Gigasporaceae. The record is from the annotation of a GenBank genome assembly.
AUGAAACAAAUUGCUUUUUUGAGUUAUAAGAUAGAGCCAAAAGAUAUAUAUGAACCGACUUUUGACCGAGAAAAAGGAGACCGCGACAUAAAAGUGCAAUAUCGAACUUCUAUUCGCUAG